GCUCGUCAACGGACUUGCGGCGGGCAUUCAGUAGUGACUCGAGCGUCGUAUACGAAACUCAAAAAUCCGGUCGACUUUUUCACUCUCAAGUUUUUUUUUUCAUCCGUAAAAACCGCCCCAAAAAGCCCCCAAAACGCUCACAACAAAAAAAUCAUUCAAACCUCCCACCCCUCAACUCCACCAAUUAAAUCCCCAAAUACCAACAAACAAUUAAACUCAAACUCCCGUAACAACCACAAUCCUAGAAAUCGCAAAAAACCAUUUCGAGUUGAGUCCUAGAGUAGAAGGAUUCGAUGCGAUUCGCCGCUAGCGCGAGUUCAAACUAUUGGAAUUUAAAAAAAGGCGCGCACACUGGAGAAACGAUAUAAGCUGUGAAGUGCAAGUGCUUUGACAUUUAUUCAAUAGAAUAAAUUGCAUUGAGAUAAAUAGCCGGGGGGAAGGGAGUUUAAAAGUAUCAACGAGUGUUACUCCUUUCCCCUUCCACCGUCGGUGGUGUGCGCCCCAAGUGUUAUUUAUCUACAAAACUAUGAUCCUGUGAUUCGACGUGUUUAUACAAAACCCGUUUACACGGUAGUCCAGAGGUGCACCGACAGGUUGCACCGUUGCUCAUAACAAAAUAAAAGCAAAAUAUAAAUAAACAGAAGAAGAAAUCAUGAAAAGCACCGCGAGACGCCGGAACUCGCGAUCCCUUGAUCUAUCGCUUCUCAUUCUUGCUGUUGCAACCGGUGUUAAUGGAUUGACAAAUGUCACUCACAACAUUCCGGAGGCAGUGGCCAUCGGCUCAAUUGUCAACCUCAGCUGUUCAUAUGAUCUGCAAAAUGAUCCAUUGUAUGUCGUCAAAUGGUACAAAAGUGGAUCUGAGUUCUACAGAUAUCUGCCGAAGGAAGCCCCACCGAUAGCUGUUUUUGGAAAUUUUUCAGACAAAAUUAAUACUGUCCUGAGUGAUGCUCACAGAGUUGUCCUGAAAGAUGUCACACCGGAUCUCGAGGGCAAAUACAAGUGCGAGGUCAGCGGUGAUCUUCCCCAUUUUCACACCGCAUUUACUUCUGGGUACAUGCAUGUUGUUGGUUUACCCGAGGGCAUACCCGAGAUACUCGUCGAGAAGCAGAGAUAUGCCAUUGGUGAAACAGUCAAAGCCAACUGCACUGUACCACCCAGUAAUCCACCAGCUAAUGUCACUUGGAGCAUCAAUGAAAUUUCGCUCAACUCAACGUAUCACAAGACAAUCGCGGAGAAAAUGGACAAUCGAUCUCGUACAUAUGCUGGGCUGGAUUUUGAGAUAAGUCAGGACAGUUUUAGAAAUGGCAGACUACAAAUCACUUGUCAUGCUAAUGUCUUCCAGCUUUACAAGAUGGAUGUCACGACGCUUAUUGAUGAGGAACGACCGAGACUUGCUUCGGUGUUAGGCACUCGUGAUUCACCCCAUACUGGAAGCGGUGUUGCUAAUUUGACGAUUGCUCAUUGGAUAGUUCUCCUAGUAUCCGCCAACUCAAUUCUACAGUGUACGAGAUAACACGAAUCUGCAGAAAGUCUGAAUUAAAAUACUUUUGCGCGUAGAGAGAGAGAGGAUAUUUAAAGAGUGUAAAACCCUUCGAGAACUGAGUGAGAGUAUCAUUGUUGGAUGAAUUUAAAGUGACACCGAAAUCAAUGUUUUUGUGUCAGUGAGGAGAAUCGAGGUAAAAGAAAUCAUUGAAGCGAAAAAUCCAAAAAUAUCCCCAAGUCUACCCCGAGAAUCUAACGACUCCUAUUCCUCAAGAACAAAACCUUAAGAUAAGAAAUUUAAAAACAGAAAAUUCAAAAUCGAGUAAGACUUUCAACGAGCAUAUGUUAUUCGUGUAAAUAGAAGAAAUAUGUAAUAAUUUUAGCGAUAUUAUGUUGGCAUAUAUAAGGGACGAAAUUGCUCCACCGAGCAACUGGGGUUGUAAUCUAAGGGAAUUAUGAAGGAAAACUCAUAAUGUCAUUGUGUUAGAUCGAUAUUAACUAUCGGGUAUCGACGAAUUAUAUAUAAAUACAAAAAUGAUACAAAAUGGAUAAAGAAAUAACGAAUAUUAUACGGUGUUUUCUAUCCUGUGACGAUUAUUUUGAUACCUCCAACAAAAAAAAAAACCAUGAAUAGUUAAAAAAUAUUACCAUCAAAUGGAAAAAUACGUCCUGUCAAGUUUAUAGAAUGCUCUUAUUGUUUUAUGGAGUUGUUUCAGUUUGAAAAUGAACAAAUAAAUUAUGGAUUCUUCGUUAUUACUAAAUAAUUGUAAUUCUUGAAUUAUUACGACCACACACCCAUUUCCCCCACUGAUAAAAUUCAAAUAUCGCAGGUAAGUGCUUUUAAAUAAUAAAAUGUGAAAUAAAAUCACAAUUUAUGUUUAGAUAUCUGAGAAAAAAUGGAUGGGUAAUAAUUAUUUUGGGACUUCCAAGAAUUGAAAACUCAAAUAAUUGAUGAGUUAUUUGGAUUGUUAAUGCUGAAUAUAUGAAUUCUCAACUUUUCGUAAUUUUCCUGAGAAGCCACUCUCAUCGGGAAUAAAAAAAAAUAUUGCAGGUAAGUUCAAUUAAAAUAGUGAAUAAAAAAGCGAACGAAGAGAAUGAAAAAGUAAUGAUUUUUUUACGAUGUUUUACACUCCAUAACGGUUAUCUUGAUACCUCAACAAAAAAUAUAGCUCCUAAAAUCUACAAAAAGCCCUUACUAAAUGCAUCAU
Fopius arisanus is the source of this 2690-nucleotide messenger RNA. RefSeq lists its product as uncharacterized. NCBI's taxonomy places the organism in Eukaryota, Metazoa, Arthropoda, Insecta, Hymenoptera, Braconidae. The coding region runs from base 653 to 1513 and encodes 286 amino acids. The record is from RefSeq and is a predicted model, not a curated record. The transcript has 6 exons.